Molecule: messenger RNA, 1205 nt
Organism: Rhinichthys klamathensis goyatoka
Lineage: Eukaryota; Metazoa; Chordata; Actinopteri; Cypriniformes; Leuciscidae
Gene: ssbp2a
Product: single stranded DNA binding protein 2a
Exons: 17
Coding region: 142-1191 (349 amino acids)
Biological process (GO): positive regulation of transcription by RNA polymerase II
Cellular component (GO): nucleus
Molecular function (GO): single-stranded DNA binding; protein binding
Source: RefSeq, a predicted model, not a curated record
AGGGAGAGAGAGAGAGCGCGCCUGUUCUUCACCCCGGUCCAUCCAAUGGCGAGGAGCAGACUGAGUCGCUAUGGUGACGAGAUUGUUUCUACGGAGGCUGUGAUGGGUUGACAGGUGCGUGACAGUCGCGUCUGUGCAAGCAUGUACGCCAAAGGCAAGAACAGCGUGCCAUCGGACAGUCAAGCCCGAGAAAAGUUAGCUCUGUAUGUGUAUGAAUAUCUGCUACAUGUGGGAGCUCAGAAAUCAGCACAGACCUUUCUGUCAGAGAUCCGAUGGGAGAAGAAUAUAACAUUAGGAGAGCCGCCAGGGUUCUUGCACUCAUGGUGGUGUGUUUUCUGGGACCUCUACUGUGCUGCUUCUGAGAGGAGAGAAUCAUGUGAACACUCAAGUGAAGCCAAAGCUUUUCAUGACUAUAGUGCAACACAGAGUCCGGUGAUUGGAAGUCCUCCUGGGGACGGUAUGCCUUUGCCCCCGGGAUUUUUCCAGCAGUUUAUGUCUCCUCGAUACCCAGGUGGGCCCAGAGGCUCUCUCAGAAUACCCAAUCAGGCUUUGGGGCCUGGGAACCAGCCUCUGCUUCCCAGUGGGAUGGAUCCUACCAGACAGCCAGGCCAUCCCAACAUGAGUGGGCCUAUGCAGCGGAUGACCCCUCGAGGAAUGGUUCCUAUUGGACCACAGAACUAUGGUGGUGGGAUGAGACCUCCCCUAAAUGCCAUAUUGGGACCUGGAAUGCCUGGGAUUAACAUGGGUCCUGCAGGAGGAAGACCAUGGCCCAAUCCUCCAAAUAACAAUUCGAUCCCUUAUUCAUCUGCGUCUCCAGGCAGUUAUUCGGGUCCCCCAGCAGGAGGCGGACCUCCCGGGACACCCAUCAUGCCCAGUCCUGCAGAGUCAAACAAUUCGAGUGACAACAUGUACACCAUGAUCAGCUCAGUCCCUCCAAAUGGAAACAGACCAAAUUUUCCUUUAGGUUCAGGUGCCGAUGGCCCAAUAGGCAGCAUGGCAGGCAUGGAGCCUCAUCAUAUAAAUGGUUCAUUAGGAUCUGGUGACAUUGAAAGCCUCCCAAAGAGCUCACCAGGAAACCUCAGCAUGAAUAAUCAGCCUGGCACACCAAGAGAUGAUGGAGAAAUGAGUGGCAACUUCCUCAACCCAUUUCAAAGUGAAAGUUAUUCUCCAAACAUGACAAUGAGUGUGUGAGAGGACAGCACAGA